UAUUUUCUAAUUCUCCAUUUAAAAUAAUAUUUUUGUUUUAACUGUAUUUUCUAAUUCUCCAUUUAAAAUAAUAUUUUUGUUUUAACUGUAUUUUCUAAUUCUUCCAUAAUAUUUUUCUUUUAAGUUUAUUUUUUAAUUCUCCCUUUUAAAUAAUAUUUUUAGUUUUAAGUUUAUUUUCUAAUUCUCCCUUUCAAAUAUUAUUUUUAUUUUUCUAAUUGUUCCUUUAAAUUAAUAUUUUUAUGGUGUUCGAGUUCGUGUAUUUUUCUCCUUAGUGCUCCGUUCUCGUUUGCUAAAGCAUCUGUCACUGCUGAGUUCAUUGGAGUAGUGCAGUAAUUAUGAUCUGGCGCUAACUGCGCGUCCAUCUCCAGGUCGAGUCAGGCGCUGCUAAGAACGGGGAAGGGUAUCUUGACCGGUUUAGUGCCGUACAGAAGCAUAUUGCGGCCACUUAUGAGAAAAAAAACGACAUAGAUAUAUCGUUAUUACGACAAGUUUUAAUACGUUUAUCUACCACAGCGUUUCUCCAAGCUCUCUCCAGACGCGGACACGCGUCGGCGGGGCAGCCGAAGGCUCCGCUACCAGUGGCAAAUAGAUCGGGUCCAAAAAAAUCCAGCCGAUCCGUGCCGCCCCAUAAACUGUCAUUAUGAGCUCGUUUGAAUGAGCAAAAUUUAAUUUAAUUUAAUUAAGUAUAGACUUAUUAUUUAAGGUUUGUUUUAAUAAUUUGAACGAGCGAAAUUAUGUCUAUAUUUAAGAAAAAGGUUUUAUUACAAAUGUCCGAAAAAAGAAAACACAAAGAAAGCGAACAAUGAUCCACAGGCCUAAACAUCGAUAAAUUAGGCUACAAGAAUGAUGUCUGAAUGACUUUCCUCUAAUUUAAUAUAAUUUAAAUUGGUUUUUGGAAUAUAUAAUAUUUUCAAUAUUAUAAAUAGACCAAGAACAUAAACAUACUUUACAAUUACUUUCAUCUGCUUUAUUAAAAUUGACAGUGUUUAAGAAUAUAAAAUAUUCUCUAAACAAGCUAUUUUUCCUAUAUUGUGAUUAUCACGCAAUAGCUUUUGGUAAAAUAAAAAUAUCAUUGAAAACAGUACAUUAUAAUUAUACAUUAUACAUUAUUAAUCAUUUUUUUGAGCCUCACCCAGCCGAGUUCAGGUCGGACAUGGGGUCGGGCAGAUCUAAAUCUAAACUUUAGUGGUGACACCACAGGGCAAAAUCUGGACACUGUACUAUCUAACCGUAACAAUAAAACAUCAGUAAGCCAUGCUUUUUAAUAUCCAUGCUUUUUAAUAUCAAAACAGCCUACAUUUUCCACAAAAUAUUACUUUAUUCUCCUAAUAUUAGACUUUAUUCCUGAAGCCAACUGUUUUUGUUGUCUGUUAUACUGUUGUUGGGGGAAGGGGUUUUAGUGCACAUCAUGUUGCAGUGAAUGCUGGGGACUGUACUGCAACACAUUGUGAAACUGGCUGAUAUUAAUGGUAUGUUAAAAUAAUGUUAUGGACCUGAUAGGAUUUUGGCUUGGGCUUUAUAUUUGACACAUUGGUUCUACAAUAUAUCUGCUGGCCAACGGUCCCAGUAUUCAUAUUUAUUAACCUUUUCAUAGGUUUUGGACGCUUAUGGAUCAAUGGCAGAAAUAAGAUUAACAGAGAUUAGUUAAAUGAAAUAUAAAAUGAUGAACAGAUGUGAUUAUGGCUACAUUGUACACAUUUUGAACUGUCAGUAUUGCCUAUAUAUCAGCGAAUGUACAAAAAUAAAAACACAUUCUUGAAACACUUACCAACCCAAAAUACAUUUACAAAUGGCAGAAAGACAUUUACCAGCCUAAAACACAGCUACAAAUGGGCAAAGCUCUUUUACAAAUUAAUAUGAAGUGGUUGUGGUGGUAACAUGAAACCACAGGUAUCAAACCUGUCUGCAAAGGGUCAGUGUGGCUUAAGGCUUAAGUUCUAAGUUGUUGAGACUGACUGAUUAAAUGAGCAGGUUUGGAAAGAAAUCCUGCAGUCACACCGGCCCUGUAUGGAAUGGCCCUUCCAUUUUUCUUGUGAGAAGUUUUUUUUUUUUUUUAAAGAGAACACAUAAACACAUAAAAUGCACAGGCUGAGUCUAAACCCCCUGGAGAUGUUAACGAAAGUAAGUGGACUAUAACACUAGUUAGGCAGAGAUGUUCAUUGUUUUUAAAGUAUACUCACCCCCUCCACAUGUCUUGCUGUGCUACACACCUCCAUUUGUUUUGUCCCAGAAGCACUUUGAUUGACACAAACGUCAUCUGUAUGUACCUCCUUUUUCCAUCUGACUUGCCAUUUCGGCAUUUGGCUGUUUGUAUAAAGGUUUUGGGCUGGUAAAAGUGUUUUGGCAACUUGCAAAUGUGGUUUAGGCUGGUAAUAGUAUUUCAAAGCUUCAAAAUUGAAUUUUAAUACAUUUGUUUUGCCCUUCAUGGACUGAUUUUGGAUCAAUUAAUAAAUGGUACACACAGUGUAAUUUGUUAGAUAAUAGCUGUUGUGCCAUUCUGAUUUUUAUAUAUCUGUUUUUAUGCUCAGCUUCUGACCUAGCCCCUACUGCAGUAGUGCUUCUUAACAAGGAGAAGCAAGAACUGAACCUUCUUAAGGAGAAGUUGGAAUGGCAGAAGAAGAAGAUUCAAGAACUGGAAGAAGAGAGAGAUUUCCUUCGUGGACAGUUGUCUGCCCUCACAGGUACAUGGCUAGAAUUAUUUCAUUUCAGACAUUAACCAAGGAGCUGGUUUUAUAAACAUUAUAUGAUAUCUGUACUGGGGGAGUAAAAAAUAACAUAUCCUUACUUUUUACUAUAUAGGCCACUUAAUAUUUACAGUAUAGUAAAAUAACAAUAGUUGUUGUAUUAAAUAAGUAAACAUAUAGGCUAAAAUCUCUGUUGUUCUUUUUUGUACUUUUCAGCAAUGCAAGAAAGCAUGGACAACAAAGUCACUGUGAAUGAUUCGGAAACCUCCAAUACGUCAUCCAUGUCCUCCUCUUCCUCAUCCUCAUCCUCAUCUUCAACCCCCAAGAAGCGCAAAUCCAAAAAGAAGCACAGCAAGGCAGCCAAAAAACACAAGAGAGAGCACAAGACGUUUCGGCAGCGCGUACAAACACCGAGUGAAAUUGUCUGCCGCUACAGAUCCAUCCUCAAAACCUUGCCAAAGACAAAGACCAUGACCAAAGCGUUCCAGAAGCACGGCAUUGACAGAAACACUGUGGUGUGCACUUCAGCGAUUGGAGAGCUCGCUAUUGCAGCUCCUGAGGUCUAUGAGGAGACACUGGCCAAGAGGUCUACUGGAGAGACAGUGCUGGCAUUUGCUAAGCGCUGUGAGGCUGCUAUUCAGAAAGAUGAAGAAUUAAAAGAAAAAAUAGAAAUCAUGAAAGCUAAGGGUACCCUCCUCCCCAUGAGGAGAAACAAACCUGUUUAAUGGUUAUGUACACUUGAUUGUGUUUAAAGUGUAUUGGGCACACUGGUUCAAGUUUGAGUGAAAAAGAAAAAUCAGUACAUACAUAUAUCAGUAUGUGAGGUAUAUUUUUAGUUUCUUUAGGUUUUGUUUAGAUUUUGAUUAGGAUUCUUUGUUUAGGAAGACAUAGACCUUGUGAAGAUUAAGAUUAAGAGACUUUAAAGACUUAUUUAAUUUGAGUAUUGGUCAAUUUUAUUUAUUUUAAAUACAUUUUAUUUAUAUUUUUAUUUCAAAUACAUUUUAUUUAUACAAUUUAAAUACCAUGCUAAAAGGUCUAUGCAUGUUUAGUUAUGACAGUUUAAAUUUGAGUGCCCUUAACACUCAGGAGUAAUGUGUAAAUAAAACUUUUUUUCUUAUUUCUGUUGUCAUUGCAUUUUUAUUGUUUAAAUGUGACUGACUGAUUACU
Astyanax mexicanus (Mexican tetra) is the source of this 3851-nucleotide messenger RNA. Its product is annotated as coiled-coil domain-containing protein 106. Bases 2903 to 3409 code for a protein of 168 amino acids. Lineage: Eukaryota; Metazoa; Chordata; Actinopteri; Characiformes; Acestrorhamphidae. The transcript has 2 exons. Gene Ontology annotation, cellular component: nucleoplasm. The record is from RefSeq and is a predicted model, not a curated record.